CUGGGAGGGGGGUUGAGGGUCCCCGCUCCCAGGGUCCUGGGCUGCGAACACUCAUUCGACCCCCUGUCGGGCCCGUGAGCCCCCAGUGGGGGUGGGAGGGUUGAAGGCCCAGUAACGAACCCCGACCACUCUGCACCAGCGCUCUCCUGUAACAGGCCAUGCCAUGGAAAGGUGACCUGCCUUGGGCAGGCUGUGCCAUGGAGCCAGAGACCCGCAGCAUCCAGAUUGAGUUCCCGCACUAUGCUGCGGUGCUGCGAUCACUCAACAAGCACCGCCUGGAGGGCAAAUUCUGCGACAUCUCCAUCCACGUGCAGGGCCAGGUCUUCCAGGCUCACAAGAGUGUGCUGGCCGCCUCCUCGCCCUACUUCCAUGACAAGCUGCUCCUCAACGACACCAACUGCAUUGUGCUGCCCAGCGUCAUUGAGCCAGAGGCCUUUGAGAAUUUGCUGCAGCUCAUCUACUCUGGCCGUCUCAAGCUGCUGAUGGAGGCACUGCCCAGUCACCUGCUGGUGGCCAGCGGGCUGCAGAUGUGGCAGGUGGUGGACCAGUGCUCUGAGAUCCUUAAAGAGCUGGAGGGGGGACCCUGCCGCCCCUGGUCCAGCCGGGCAAGCGAGAGCCAGUCUCCCAGUAGCAGCAAUUAUUUUGCCGUGAAGGACGACGGGGAACCAGGGGGCAGCAGCUCAGAGGGGCCAGGGCAUGGUGGGGUGUCAUCAGGCCGGGCAGCUCCAGGCUGCCUCGACAAUGAGGUGAUGAAGAUCCGGGUGUCACAGGAGGAAGAGGAGGAGGAAGAGGAGGAGGAGGACCAUCAGGCCCAGAUCUGUAGCGGCUCAAUGGAGGCUGUGAAGAUUGUACUGGAGGAAGAUGAAGAGGGUGGUGGCAGAGGUGGCUCCAAGGGGCCAUCUUCAGGGGAGCUGGACAGUGCCUUUCGUGGCCCCCGUGACCACCCCAAGAUCUUCUAUAUCAAGCAGGAGCGCUUUGACCCUGACGAGGCAGCAGUGGCAGCACUGGGAGGUGGUGUGAGUGCUGCAGGUGAGGCCAGCUUUCUCAAGUCGCUGGCACAGGGGCGGGCGUUGGGCAUGGCUGAGGUUCAGGGCCUGUGCCAGGCGGAGUUCCAGCCAAGCAGUGAAGUUAGCUACAUAAUCCCUGCUGCAGGCACUGGUGCCGCCUCCUCCUCCUCCAUCACUGCCCCUGGCUUCACCAUUAAGGCCCAGCCCCUCUCCACUGAAGAGGCCGGGUUCCCCCAGAGCUCCUGGAAGCCAGUGGACCUACAUGGAAAUGAGAUCAUUGCCCAUGCAGUGCAUGGCCAGGUGGUGCAUGCGCCUGUUAAGAUUGUGACGGCACCUGAUGGAAAGAAGUUUGGCUGCCUGUGUGGCAAGCGCUUUGCUGUCAAGCCUAAGCGUGACCGGCACAUCAUGCUGACCUUCAGUCUGCGCCCCUUUGGCUGUUCCGUCUGCAACAAGAAGUUCAAGCUGAAACACCACCUGACGGAGCACAUGAAGACCCACGAUGGGAACCUGUAUUCAUGCGAGGACUGUGGGCGCAAGUUCCGUGUGCAGAACUGCUUCCUCAAGCACAAGGAGCUGUGCAAGGGCCAGGGCUGGGCCACUGCUUGCUGGACCUACAAAUAAAACCUGGGAUGGCACUGAGUGGAGGACUCCUGCCAGCCUUCUCUAGGCCUGAUCUAGCCCCUGAGCUCUGUUGCUCUGAAUCCUUGCGGAUCUGCCCUCCUGAGCUUGGUAACCUGCUCCAGGGCCCCGGGGACACCAAAACAUGAAAGGACACAAAUGAGAGCUGGGCAGACCAGGGGAUUUGGCCCCAGCAUGUUAGCUCCCCAUGCUGCUUCAUGGCUUAGUGUUUCUGACAUACAGAACCUGCCAUGGGUCAAAGGAGGGGAGAUGCCCCAGGCUAAUGUUGGAGCUCAGGGCAGGAGGAUGGAGCAAGAGGCUAAUGGGAACCUCAAGGCUAGGGAUUAACAGCCAUAUUACAUCCCUAUUCCCAGUCUGGCCUUGCCCUCCUCUGAAAGAAUACAGCUCUGUUGUGAGCGGACUCAACUGCUGGAUCCCACAUAUUCUUCACUCAGCUGAGUCUGAGCAGAGCUGUGUCACUGUUCCUGCCUCUGGGUUUAUAAGGCACACUCCCAGGUGUGGAUUCCAUGGCUGCUACCUUUCCUUGGGAUGUGGGAAUCUGCAGCCCAAUCACCCUAGCCACCAAAACCAGCACCUCAGCCUUCUCCAGCCCUCAACUGCUUGUAGACAUUCCCUCAGAAUCCACCUUGCUGUGGGUGCUCAGGGCAGAUGACUAACCCCUUAGGGACAAUAAGGUAGGUGAGCAAAAAACACAGGCUCAGCAAAGUGAUUUCUUAAUCACAGACACUUUACUCUUAAAGCAGCGGAGUGUUACAGAUCUGUGCAAACCACCGUCCUGAGCUCUGCCCUCUUGUCUGAUCUCACUCCUGCGAGACUGAGUUCUGGUCAGUGACCCAGACAAGGCCGAGUCCCUACUGCCUUCUUCCCUUCAAUCCUGUCUUGUGGAGUAUGGCAGGGCAGCCCGCCCUUCUCCAGGAGCAUUCCCCUUAAACCUAGUCUCUGACCCUUCUGGACCAUGUGUCCAGUCUAGGAUAUUCCAACCCCAUGCCCUGUGAGGCCCAGUGAAGAAAACCAUUGCUCCUGAACUGGGCCAGUCUUUGAAUCAUCCAAAGUUGAUGGGCCUUGAUGGUCCAGUCAUUGAUGGUCCUUUCCCUGGCAGGGCAGUGUCUGGAAUAGACUGGCUGUGUCGAAGUCAGGCAAGCUUUUCUACACGGUGCACAGAAUGAGAGAGAGGCACAUAAACAGAAAUCAAAGCCAAAUGCAGUUCCCCAUUUGAUACAGACAUAACUCUCUUCUCUUGCAGUCACUGGCUAGGUCAGUAAUCUGGAGGCUACCAACCCCAGCACCAUGGCAUGCAUGGGCAGGAUGGGGAAAGCUCAUUGUGGGAGCCAUGGUCAUAUAACUCUAGUGGUUUUGCCCAGGCUCCCUGGUCCACCACCCUCAUUCAAACCAGGCCCAGUGUGAGCUCCCCCUCCUGCCAGAGCAGCUCAGCCACUCCAUUCCCAACCCCUUCAUUGUGCUGUGAGGCACAUCCCAGGCCUAGGGACUCAGAUUCCCCUGUGAGCCACAGCACAAGGUUGGGGAUAGGGGUAGAGGCUGGUGUGAAUGUGCUGUACACUAGAGAGUGUGGGUCUUUGCCCACCCUUCUAAUGGCUGGUGCACAAAGCAGGUGGCAGAGUGACAUGUUCAGAGCAAGCGGCAGAGGUCAGUUUUGUGGAGCUGAAGUCCCUGGGUCACUUCCACCGUAACCCAUGUGGGGGUGGGGUUGUCAGCCCCUCUGCAAUCCCCUUAGUCUGCUUGACUUCUCCAAGUCUUCUGGCUUCAGCAGCCUCACCCAUUCUUGUCCCUGGUUUCCUGCUGUGGGUGUGUUUCU
Gopherus evgoodei (Goodes thornscrub tortoise) is the source of this 3459-nucleotide messenger RNA. RefSeq names its product zinc finger and BTB domain-containing protein 9-like. Gene Ontology annotation, biological process: regulation of transcription by RNA polymerase II. Gene Ontology annotation, molecular function: RNA polymerase II cis-regulatory region sequence-specific DNA binding; DNA-binding transcription factor activity, RNA polymerase II-specific; protein binding. The record is from RefSeq and is a predicted model, not a curated record. NCBI's taxonomy places the organism in Eukaryota, Metazoa, Chordata, Testudines, Testudinidae.